Harmonia axyridis is the source of this 8212-nucleotide messenger RNA. RefSeq names its product CUGBP Elav-like family member 4. The record is from RefSeq and is a predicted model, not a curated record. The transcript is spliced from 13 exons. Gene Ontology annotation, biological process: regulation of alternative mRNA splicing, via spliceosome; mRNA splice site recognition. Bases 552 to 1751 code for a protein of 399 amino acids. Gene Ontology annotation, cellular component: nucleus; ribonucleoprotein complex; cytoplasm. Gene Ontology annotation, molecular function: mRNA binding. NCBI's taxonomy places the organism in Eukaryota, Metazoa, Arthropoda, Insecta, Coleoptera, Coccinellidae.
AUGGUGGCAUGAACUGGUGAAGAGUGAUCUUUGUUCAUCCUCCCCGUGAUUGUCGAACACGCCGAAACCGGACGAACCUAACCUAGACGCCGAACUUUCAGGCGGAACUACCCCAACUACGGUCGAACGUUACGAAUCUGUCAGGUGGUUUGGUGACUUUUCGGUGGUCCGUCAUUUCUGUGAUACUUUGUCUCUGUGUGUGUUCUUUUUUUUUUGACAUUCAGUUUCCAGAUGAUAUUCGGCGUAAGAGUGACAGCACGAUGUCGGUAGGCUGUAAGUAGACGAUCGAUGCUGUCUGCCAGGCCGACUAGAUCUGAGCCGAGGAAACGUGCCAGCUCGUCAUCUGUUCUCAUCUCGAACGACUGUUAUUUUCGAUCACACAACAGGUUGUGCAUUCCUGACGUACUUCAGCCCUGAGAGCGCCUGCAACGCCCAGAACGCCCUGCAUGAGAAACACACGUUGCCAGGGGGACUGACCCCAACGCCAGCUACUUGGCGACAUUGGCUGGUUCUGUCCCAACACUUCACUCACGAAUGAUGAUGGUUUUGUGAUGAACCGUCCUAUACAAGUGAAACCAGCGGACAGUGAAAACCGCGGAGAUCGAAAGCUGUUCGUGGGUAUGCUCAGCAAGCAACAAACUGAAGAAGAUGUCAGACAGUUAUUUGCGCCUUUUGGAACAAUAGAGGAGUGUACUAUUUUAAGAGGACCAGACGGUGCUAGCAAAGGUUGUGCUUUCGUGAAAUACAGUUCACACCAGGAAGCACAGGCAGCGAUCAAUAGCUUGCACGGUAGUCAAACUAUGCCGGGAGCUUCUUCCAGCUUAGUAGUAAAGUUUGCAGAUACAGAAAAAGAACGCCAACUAAGACGUAUGCAGCAAAUGGCCGGAAACAUGAGUCUUCUCAACCCAUUCGUGUUCAAUCAGUUCGGUGCUUAUGGAGCUUACGCACAGCAACAAGCAGCUUUGAUGGCUGCAGCUAGUGCACAAGGCACAUACAUUAAUCCAAUGGCAGCAUUAGCCACGCAAAUACCCCACGCUACUAUGAACGGAAUGACGAACUCCGUUGUACCUCCCACAUCUGGUGAUUAUAUCCUUACAGAGGUUGGUGGUGGCAACGGACAACCCGUGAACGGAACAAUCCCCAGUCUACCGUCCCCCACGAUGCCCACAUUCAAUAUGGCGGCACAAACCCCCAACGGCCAACCUGGGGGAAACGAAGGAGUGUACACGAACGGUAUGCCCCAGUCCUACCCAGCCCAUGACUAUCAACUCUAUUCGUCUUCAGAUGCACUACAUUUAUCCAUAUCCGCACAAGGAAUGCCAAAUGGAGAGCCAGCCUUACAACACGCAGCAUAUCCAGGCAUGCAGCCUUACCCUGGUGUUGCAGCUUAUCCCGCCGUUUAUGGCCAAUUCCCACAGGCCAUUCCGCAGCCAAUGUCGGCCGUAGCCCCCGCACAAAGAGAAGGUUGUUCCAUAUCCGGGCCGGAAGGAUGUAAUUUGUUUAUAUAUCACUUACCGCAAGAGUUUGGGGAUGCCGAGCUCAUGCAGAUGUUUCUUCCUUUCGGAAACGUGAUAAGUUCGAAAGUAUUCAUUGAUCGUGCCACGAAUCAGAGUAAAUGUUUCGGGUUUGUAUCAUUCGACAACCCAGCCAGUGCUCAAGCAGCAAUCCAAGCCAUGAACGGCUUCCAAAUAGGCAUGAAGAGACUUAAGGUUCAACUGAAAAGGCCAAAAGACGCGAAUAGGCCCUAUUAGCCUCAGCUGAAUGUAAUCACACAAUGGGUGAAGACCUCGGUGAAGACCUGCUAUUCGCCACCACCCGACAGCCAUUAGAGUAUACUAGAUAUUAAUCUCCAAAUAUAACGCAUAAUACCUGAAUAUUAUGCCGCAUAACAUUAUAUUUCAUUUUAUUUUUAUUAAUUAUAAAUUAGGUAAACAAAAACAAAAAAUGAAUAAAAACCGAGACACGUCUGGCGCAACUCCGAGCACCCGCGCUACGGUGACGGCCGAUCUCGAUUUUCGAGAAAUUCCAAAUGGGCUGUGACUAAAUAAAACAAAUCAGUGUUUGAUUGUACAGGCCGUUUCGUCUUCUCGUUCGUAAAUAAACUGUACCUCUAUAUUUUGAGACAUUUCUAAUUGAUUAUUCGUUGUGUGUAUUGUGUGUUAAUCUACUUAUACCUAAUUGAAUAUAAGAAACUCCUACGGGACUUGCCGUCGCCGCACGCAAUGUUGCCAAAUUAGACCAGUCGUGUCUACUGUGAUUAUUAGCUUCUCACAGCGCAUACCUGUCUCGGAGUACUUAAAUUAAGAAGCCCAUGGUGAAAAGGCCAACGGCCACCCAAAAACCAUGACAUAUUUAUAUUUAUUAACAAUAUUAUAUACAAAAAAUAGCUAUAAUGUUUCUACUAUUGUUAAGUGACAUAAUCCAUGAAAAAGUACCAACUAUAUACUAAAAUAUAAAUGCAGGAGAUGUAGAGGUUACACUUAAGUUGUAUAGAGCUUGACGACUGGUCAAGCUUCUCGAGAUAUUAUUAUGUGAACAGGUGGUUCUAUCUGCGAGCUUUCAGAAUGAAACUACCUUUAAGCUGGCUCCAUCCGAAUUAUAUAGUCGUAAGUAUCAUAAUUAGAUCAUGUUAUCAUGUAACUAAAGAAAUGAGCCAAACUACUAUCGGAAUAAGUAUAUGAUAGGCCUUUAUUAAACUAUGUAAAGUUUUUCAUUGUGUAUAGAGAAUUUUAUGCGUGGGAAGGCCGGAAAUAUCGCUCUUUUGAUAUUAACUAAAUUGACUUUCGCGUCGAAAUUACUUCGUCUUAUGGUUUUCCUCAGUUUUCUCGAAGAAUAAAGUGGUGGCAUCAAAUUUUAAAAUACGAUUAUUUUACCUUAGAAAUCUUUUUGUUGCAAAUAUUUCGAUGAAGAUAUAUUUCAGUAUCUAAAUAUUGCAUAGCAUUCUUUCAAUAUAUUGCUUACACUUCAUGGCAAUUUCUUCAAUGUAACAAAAUUAAAAUCAUUAGGUUUCAAUUUAAGGCCAGGGUUUUAAUCAUGAACAAUUCAAAUCAAAUACUUACUCACUUACCGAGGACCUGUCAAACCCUAACCUGAAACCUGAGAGUAUUUGUAUAUUCAGCUACUUAAGUUCAUUUUAUUCAUGUGUCUUUCAAAGUAAGGAAUUUAAAAAAAGACAAAAAAGAGGAGUAAGAAGUCGCAACUGUCGAUUAGAUCGGACGAUUUUAAACCACUAACGUGUGUUCAGCGAACGUUCAAUCCAGUCUGAAAGACUCGACCAUCGUCGGAGUGUUAGAAGUGUAGGUUGAACUGACGAUCUGCAAAUCGACAGUUCAGAUCGACAGGUCGCUGGUUUCUCAGCAGGCACCUUCGCAGUUUCAAAUAAUAGUAACCCAAGAACACAUAUAAAUAAACAGUAAUCUUAUCACAUGCCAAGCUUACUAUUACUUUACUUCCAAAAACUGCAAUGAUCAUAGAAAAAAUUUUACCCUUAGUAUUUGUGUGCCACUACAAUUUUACUUCGAGAAGUUUUCACUAUUCCUGCACAUAUCUAGACUUAUCGAAGCAUGUGCUUUAAUAAUAGUUAUAGUAUGGCAGAGGAAGUUGUACAUAUUUCCGAUAAAAUUUAAAAUCUCCGAGCCCUUCCUUGUCUAUUGUAAAUUUCGCUUAAAGAACAUCAUAUUUAAAUAGGAAGAAUUUCAUUCUGAAAGUUUCUGGACAACUUGUAUGCUUAGGGAUUAUUAUCGGUUUUUAGAACAAUGCGGUUCUCGAUUUAUUGAUAAUUUUAUCUAUUUAUAGGUUUAUAUAUCAAAAGAAAGUUGUGCGUUUCAGCCAAAAUAGUUGUUGAGGAGUUAGUUGACGCUUUUGGGGACUGAUAAAAUUGUCCUAUCAUCAGGUACACUGGUAAAUUUCCGGUUGUACCGCUCUAGUCAAAUUAUCCCUAUACGCUAGAAUGCGUACUAGUAUGAAUAGUUUUAAUUUAGAAUUACCUUGAACUAACCUAAUAUAACAUAUAACCUCUCAAGGGACAAAAAUUGUUUGCAGUCAAGUUCGGAUACUUGUCAGACCCUAGAUUUGUUCGAUUUUAGAAGUCCGCUGACAGGACUUGAUGAGGAAUACUUGCAGUACAAAGUAGUUGGCUUCGUUGUUUUAUUAAUAGUCCUGUAUAUAUCUCGUAUUGCGUUGAAGAAUAUAUCAGGUUGGUUCACUUAUAGUUUUAGCGUUAAGGCAUAUAUUUAGUGAUCAUAAUAUAGAGUAUCUAUUGAAUUUAAUAUACAUAUAUUUUUCUUUUCCGCUGAAAUAUAUUGUGCAAUAUUACUAACACAGAUCGACUGACACCAUUAGGUGAACAUAUUUUUUGUAUUGUUUUAUAUUAUUACCAUUAAUUUUGUACCUUACAUCAGACGAAAAUUUUUGCUAAAAUUUGAAAAGUUCGUUUUUUAGAAGUAGUGCAUCCCACGCUUGCUAUUUGUCAUUCCUCUAGAACUGAGAGAUAAGAUCCGACUGCCUGCUAUUGGCGAAAGUGGCAUAUUUCGUUCUCACCGCGUUUUCAUUCUGCACAAGGAGCGCAUCGUCUAACAACAUCGACUUCAAAUAACAAAGAGCACGUAAUAAUCAACAAAUAUAAUUUGAAUGCCUCAGGUCUAUGUGACAAUGUUUAUGCAGGCAUAGCAAUUAACAAAUAACAAGUUUGAGUCAUCCAACCUAAAACGUGACUUAGUCAUUUGUGGGCAACAACUUGGUAUGGAGGGCCAAGGAUUAGCCUAGUUCCAUAAAAAUCGUAUAUACAUUUUGUGUUAUCAAAUAAAAUAAUUAUAAUUAUGAUCUUCAUAUCUGACUAUUUGCUACUUGUUAAGUGUUAUUUGUGUUACUGCAUAAAUGUACACACAUAGAUGAGAUUUACCAAACGUAUACGCUUUUGUGGCUCUCACUUCUUUUGGAGCACACAUGGCGCCCGAUGAGUGGCCAAAGCAGACAAGCCAAGCGCUUAACUGCAUUUGUAAAAAAUCUUAGUCGUGAAAAACAAACCUAAUUGGACAUUUUCAGUGUGCAUCCAUGACGAUACGCUUCGUAUGCAGAAUGUUUGAUUAUAGCCAAAGCUGUAAGGCAAAUGUGCCAUCUUCGUCACGUUGGUUUUUCAGUAGAGGGACAAAAUUCUGUAUGAUCACGGAUGACAAGAGCGGAUAAUAAUCAUAAUAUUAAAAAACAAAGCAGCGAAGUGAUUCUAGGAUACAGGGUAUGUUUUUGCAAUUGUUUACGUAACUGUUUCUCAUCGUCAAGAUGGCGUCGUCGUAUUCAUAUAUUAGUAAAUGUACUUACGUACGCGUCCGCAAUUGGGUCGCACCUGAUCGUGCCAUCUCAUUAUACCAUUGCGCUGUAAAUAUGGAGUCAUUGUAUGGCACCGUUUUAUACAAAAUAUAGUCCGUUCUGAUCAUCAGCUCUGAACGACAUCCUAGCAUUUCGAGAAAAAAAAUUAUAUUUUAUAUUUGAUAAUCUGAAUAAUUCAUAUUUAGAGAGGCUUUCUCAUUGCCGUUAUUUUGUCGCUCUAGUUGUCACGAAUCGUUUCAAAUUCGAAUCACGGUUUUAUAUGAGAUUAGUAGGUAAGCUCGAAUAGCUGGUAUAGGAAUAGGCGGCUGAAAUAAGAUUAAUACCUCAGAAAUAUUAUCAAAUUUGAACGAAUUCCCAAAUUCAGUUCAUCACGUGAAGCACACGUUCUAUCUCUUUCUGCUUCAAUACCGAAAUGAAACAAUGACAACUCAAAUGAGCAUUUGAAUUCUUUUUUGCUGAUUGGAAAUCAAUCUAUGAAAUCCUCGUAAUAACAAAAGCACAUUUAAAUUUUCACAAACUUCAUUUAUUUCAACGCUUGUUUCACUAACUCGGUAGAUUCUUCAGUUACAGAAUUAUAACAUUAUCAACCAUAUCUUAUAGUUAUUACAAAUAUUAAGUUAAAGGACCAACUGAAAGGAUUAUCAAAAGUUUAACUUGAAUAUAUUUUUAAUAAAUUUAUGAUAAUCCUUCCAGUUUUCAUAAAUCUAAUGAUAACUUUGUUUAGUUUUAAUUAACAUGAAUUUCAAUCGAGUGAAAGCCGAUUCAAUUGAACAAUAUUUGAUUCUUGUGAGAAAUUCAAAAUAUCUUGAAAAUUUCAUGAAAAUCAUUAGUUAUGCAAUGUCAAAUUAGAAGCAGAAAGAAAUAAACGUCGAAUCUAUCACGCUUGUGAAGCUCAGAAUGACUUUGGUUUGGAUAGAAAAAGAUAAAUAUUCCAAGUUCGAUAUAUAUAUAGAUAUACCCAAAAAAAUCCUAUCAUUUCGAAAAUUGCAGUUCCCCAAUGUUCGAUAUUGGGACCAACAAACUUAAUUUUUUCUUGAAUUCGACUUUUGAAGAUAUGAGGCUAACUCCAACCUUUUUGUUCUAGUCAUUUUUAUUUUUUCAAUGCAAUGAAUUAGUUUUCUAGGUUAUAGUUGAAAUAUUUUAAUCUUAUUUAUAUUGAAAAUGUUUUCAUUAUUUAUUAUAAUUUAUUUAUUUAUUUAAAAUACAUAUUUAUUUAGGUAUUGAAGAUUAACCAAAAACAGAAAUGUAUAGCUAAUAGAUUUAAAGACUUCACUAUCCUCAGCAAACUCGCAGCAUUAUUAAACAAUAAUAAACAUUAGAUUAUUCCGAAAGUAACUGAAAAUUGUUAAUCACAUUUUUGAAUUUAUUGCAUUUCGAGUUUUCGUCCUAUAAUAAAUUAUAGCUUCGAAUGUGGGAAGAUGAUCUCUUUUUAUAGGUUUCAUACGGACAAUUCCAUGCAAGAUUCAGCUACUAUUAACAUGGCUUGAAAAUUUUAUAUGUUCUCUGCACGUCGAAGAUGUUUGUACAUAUAAUUGUGAGUGGUAACACUUGAUUUAAAUGAACUAUUUUUAUUCUAGUCAAUUGCCAUGUCCAGACAAUAAUCUCUUGAGGCAAGCUCUCAGCUAAACAGCAGAAGCUCUGCUUAUCAUUUAUGCGAUGUUUAAAUAAAUGUGCAGAUAUCAUAUGAACUCCUUUUCACAGUAGGUAAUUUCAUUCUAGUUGAUGGGUUGAAUCAAUGUUCUCCAUUCAUUUUCAACUCUAACCUGAAUUUCCAUCAAAUAAAUAAAUAAAUUCAAUUCGAAACAUGUUUUUCUGAUGAUUGAAUGAGAUGUUCCAAAUAAGACAUAUCAAUUUAUUACUUGGAAUCAUCGUUGAAGCAUUUGACAAAGUUUCAAAAUUUCUCUUAAAAUUUGUAAUUUCUUUUUGUUGGUGGGAUUUGUAAUCUCAUCAAUUUUUGAAGUACUUAAUAUGAUAUACAGAUAUCAAGUGACACUAUUGAAUUGUUGUUCUUACCCGUCAGCUAGAUCUGUAUAUUACAUUCAUCCUAGGUGUUCGAUGGAGUUUUGAAUUAGGUGAUAAAGUACUUUUCGGAUAUAGGUGAACCAUUAAUGUACAUAAGAGGUCAAUUUAUGUGUUUGUUUCGUUGUUACAAUUGUACUUCAGAGAACAUGUAAAAUUUCGACGCAUGAGUAAAAUAAUACGAAGAUAAUGGUUCAUGUUUUCCGGGAAAUGAUCCAAACCGUUCUAACUGCAUGUCAUUUAAAAUAGAUUACAUUUCACACGAAACUAUUGAGAAGUUAAUCUAAUUACUAUCAUAUAAUACAAUGUAGUAGCUAAUUGAAUUUGAAUAUUUAUAAAUUACCAAGAACCUUGUAAUACUAUAUUGUAAAAAUAUAUUAUUAUGAAGAAUAGAGAACUUACUGGAAUUUUCUACCUUACAGACUUCACAUCAUCUUUUUUUUCGGUCCAUUUUUUCUUCGACUUUUCUAUUAUCCAAACAGUUUGUAAAAUUCGCUAUAUCAAUUAAUAUAAUUAUAUUGUAUAAUAACAGUAUCUAUUAUGUAAUUUAAUAUGGAUAAUAUGCAGUCCAAGUUGAGGUAUCAAGGACAUGGUCGAGCACACUUUCAAUGCUCAAACUAUUUACAUAAUCCAUUACAAUUAUCAUUAUAUUGGAUAUCUGUUUAGUGACCAUGUCUCAACUCGAUUAUUAUUACUAUUUUUAUCUAUUAAAUCCAAUUCAAUAGGACUAUUUUACAACGUAUAGAAAUAUAGCAUGAUAUUUUAGUGCAGAAAAAAUUGUAUUGACUUGGAUUUAUUUGAUAUCUAUCCAAUUCAUAUAAAACUUUAUAAAAGAAUUAUAAAUUAAUAAAGUUAAAUAAAAUGCAUA